Magnusiomyces paraingens is the source of this 1305-nucleotide messenger RNA. RefSeq lists its product as uncharacterized. Gene Ontology annotation, molecular function: ATP binding; metal ion binding; succinate-CoA ligase (ADP-forming) activity. Gene Ontology annotation, cellular component: succinate-CoA ligase complex; mitochondrion. The transcript has 2 exons. Gene Ontology annotation, biological process: succinyl-CoA metabolic process; tricarboxylic acid cycle. The coding region runs from base 1 to 1305 and encodes 434 amino acids. The record is from RefSeq and is a predicted model, not a curated record. Lineage: Eukaryota; Fungi; Ascomycota; Dipodascomycetes; Dipodascales; Dipodascaceae.
AUGCUUCCACGCUCCCUCUUUGCCAGACGUCUGGUCAAUGCCACGGCAAUUCGCCAACAAUGCCGUAACCUUUCCCUCCACGAAUACAGAUCCGCUCAAAUCCUAAAGGAAAAUGGUGUUCCAGUCCCUAAAGGUGCCGCUGCUACCACCCCAGAACAAGCAUACGAAAUUGCAAAGUCUCUUAACCUCGAAGAUAUGGUUAUCAAGGCUCAGGCCCUCACUGGUGGCCGUGGUAAAGGUGUCUUUGAUAGCGGCCUCAAGGGUGGUGUCAAGCUCAUCUCCUCUCCAUUCGAGGCUAAAAUGUACGCAGAGCAAAUGCUUCACCACAAACUCAUUACAAAACAGUCGGGCCCUGCAGGUAAAGAGGUCACAGCCGUCUAUAUUGUCGAACGUGAAUUCGUAAGACGUGAAGCUUACAUCUGUAUUCUCAUGGACAGAGGCUCUCAAGCUCCCCUCAUUGUCGCUUCUUCUCAAGGUGGUAUGGACAUUGAAGGUGUCGCCAAAGAAACUCCAGAUGCCAUCAAGACCUUCAAGGUCGACAUUCACCAGGGAGUCACUGAUGAAUUGGCCCUUUCCGUUGCCAAAGAGCUCGGGUUUUCUGCAAAGGCUGUCCCCAAGGCUGCUGAAACCGUCAAGAACCUCUAUAAAAUCUUUAUCACAAAGGAUGCUACCCAAAUUGAAAUCAAUCCUCUCGCUGAAACCACUGACCACGAGGUCCUGGCUAUGGAUGCUAAACUCGCCUUUGACGACAAUGCCUCAUUCCGCCAGCCUGAGGUCUGGUCUUACCGUGAUCUGUCUCAGGAAGACCCCGACGAGAUUGAAGCCGCUAAUGCUGGCCUUAACUUUAUCAAGCUCGACGGUACCAUUGGCUGCCUCGUCAAUGGCGCUGGUCUCGCCAUGGCCACUAUGGACAUUAUCAAGCUCUAUGGUGGUGAUCCAGCCAACUUUUUGGACUGCGGUGGUGGUGCCACUGCUAAGACCAUUGAGAAGGCUUUUGAGCUUAUCACCUCAGACCACAAGGUCACUGCUAUCUUUGUUAAUAUCUUUGGUGGUAUCGUCCGCUGCGACGACAUUGCCAAGGGUUUGAUUGCUGUCACUCGUCACAUGAAUAUCAACAUCCCCCUGGUGGUCCGUCUCCAAGGUACAAAUGUUUCUGAGGCCAAGCAACUUAUUUCUGAUUCUGGUCUGAAGAUCUUUUCCUACGAAGACCUUGAUGAGGCUGCCGAGAAGGUUUGCCAGCUUGCAAAGGUUGUUGAGAUGGCCCGUAAGAUUGAUGUCAAUGUUUCUUUCGAGCUGCCUUUGUAA